AUGACUCUUGAUCCGCCAGAGGGCGAUUGGCCUUCCUUCAAGACCCUAGCCGAUGUCAUGACUUUUGCUGGUUUGACUGGCGAUCCAGCUGACAAGGAUACCCUGGCGGGAUCUUUAUGCUUUCUUCUAGGCUCUGAUGGCAGUGAUCAUCCCAGAGUGUUCGCCUUGAUUCCUGAGGAUGACUUCUCUAAGCUCUUAGAGAAAUGGAAGGUCCCCGCUAUGGCAGCUGGCUCAUUGGUUCUGCAGGACCCGACUCCUCGUCAGGCUGGACAGGGCGCGCUGGUAGGAAGGACAUGCCGAGUUGUGGUUGGUCUUAAGCCCACCGCUGCGAGUGCUCCCGUCGCCGUUGCGUCAGCGUCCCUCACCACACUCCAUUCCUUGUUCCUGAGUGGCAGGGCUCCCUACACCGACAUGGCAGUUUGGGGGCCGUACCAUCACCGCCUGGCCAAGAAGAUCAGGCUGAAGGGCAUCAGGCUCAACUCCCAGGGCGAGAUUGUGCCGGUGGAGAUCAACGGCCCGGCGGACUUCGAGGCCUGGCGCGAGAGCUACAGUGUCUUUAGAACCGGCUGCAUCAUGUUCGGCCAGAUAUCGCCGGCUAGAUUGGACUGCUAUGAGCACCAUAUUCGAUCCUACCACGAGCGAUAUGGACGAGGUUGCUGGGCUCUCUUAUAUCAAGCUGAUGUCCGAGCCAGGCUAGAACUGGCGGAGAGACUCAGGCGACAGGGCAAAGAGGAGCAUGAUUGCGCCGUCGCGGCUGGGGGGUCUCACCCUUUUGACCCCAAGAUCCCUUGGGAGUGGGUGUGGAACAUGAUCGUCAAGGACCACGCGUUUUGGCAUCGUGAGCUUGAGGAGCCGGCCUUGCUCAUUCUGGCCAAGACUCAGAAGACCUCGCAAUUGGUGGGCGCGGAUGCUCCGGUGGAGGUGCCGGGGAACUUGGGAGCGGAUCGGCCCACUCGAACCCAACCAAGCGUAAGCGCGAGGACAAUGUCAGGCAACACUUGA
Symbiodinium sp. CCMP2592 is the source of this 1002-nucleotide messenger RNA. The record is from the annotation of a GenBank genome assembly. Lineage: Eukaryota; Dinophyceae; Suessiales; Symbiodiniaceae.